This is a messenger RNA of Lachancea mirantina, 615 nucleotides long. NCBI's taxonomy places the organism in Eukaryota, Fungi, Ascomycota, Saccharomycetes, Saccharomycetales, Saccharomycetaceae. The record is from the annotation of a GenBank genome assembly.
AUGAGCGUAUACUUGAGCUUCUUAUUCGGCGUUUUAACGCUAGAAAUGGCCAUUUUGUUCGUGCUAGUGCUUCCUCUGCACUACCGACUUCGCAAAGCUAUUGUGAACGGGUAUGACAAGUUCAUGGGUAAUCUGCAAGUGAAAACCGUCAUAUGGAUCGGUGGGGCGCUAGUCGGCUUGCUGUUUGUGGAUUCUUGGAAAAGAGCGCAAAUCAGCGUGUUUCUGCACCAUCAUAAGACCACUACAGGGGCCGAUCCCUCAGGAUCUGGAUCUGUGACGCCAGUGCAAGCACUAGCGGCAAGAGCAUACAACCAGCGUAACGUAUACAUUACUGGGUUUAUUCUGUACUUCAGUCUUUGCAUUCCCACGGUGAUGAGCGUUGUGAGAAGGCUUGUGAAGUGGGAAGAGCUGAACAGAAGCCUGGCAGAGGGCAAAGCGGGUUCCAACGGCGAAAAUAACGGCGAAGAAGAGCUCGCGAGUUUGCAGAAGUCGUUAAUGCAAAAGAAGGCGUCGCUAGAGGCCCUGAAGAAGCAAAAGACGAAUUUGGAAGCACAUUUCGACAGCAACAACGAGCCUGUCGCAGCUACCGAUUCUAGCGACAAAAAGGCCAACUAA